AUGAAGUUCUUUGUUUUCUACGGCGCCGCCGCGGUGCUAUUGGCGAUCAACGCCUGCGCCUCCGCUUCAUCAAAAGCUGAGCCGCGCAUUAGUGUCGCAGUAAAGCCGAAACGUGAAGCGCCUCUUUCCAGCGGCUAUCAUGGUCCAUCGUACAAGUACUUGCCGCCAGCACCUGCCACAGUCGGCAUCAGCGCCGGCGGCUACAAUAGUUACAGCAGUCAUGGCAGCAGUUCAGCUGGUUUCGGUGUGAGCGGUAGCUCUGGCUUAGGUUAUGACUUUGCGCACUCGAGCGCGCCGAAAGUUGAGACAUACAUUGUGCAAACAGAGCCCGCGCAUAGCGUACACAGCAGCGGCAGCAACGGAUACCGUAGUGGCAGCAGCAACAGUCAUCACUAUACUACUCAUGGUGGCGCGAGCAUCGGUGGUGGAUAUCGUUACAGCAGCGGCGCGCCACACUUCGCUACUGGUGGUGCAUCCUUGCAUAGUGGCGUUAGCGGCGGUGGCGGCAACUACAAGUACCACACCAAAGCGCGUCCACAUGUGCAAACAUUGAUAAUACCGGCCAAUACAUUAGCGCAUGGCGCAAGUGGCGGCAACAGCGUCAGUCAUAGCAAUGGUUUUGGCGGUGCGCACGCAUUGCAUUCCAGCAGUGGCAGUUUUGGCAGCGGUGGCUAUCAGUACGCACCUACUUUUGGCAGCUCAUUGCAUUCAUCUGGUGGUUUUGCUGGCGGUCAUUCUAAUGGCGGCGCCGCUUUCGGUGGUCACUCGAGCGCCAGUCUGGGCGCACAUGGCGGCCAUUCAGUUACUUACAAUGCACAGCAAGGUUACAAUUAUAACGGUAACGGUGGUAUUAGCGGCGCCGCAUUUGCUUUGGGACACAGCGCUCAUGGCGCUCAACUUGGUCAUGGCGGUAGUGGCGGCGCAACAGUUUCGUUUAGCAAUCAGGAUGGUUAUAGUAGCCAAGAAUAUGCGCAUAGUGCGCCCAGCAUACCAUCAACAAGUUAUGGCGUACCAGUUGGUCCAGCAGUGUCGUCAUAUCACGGCGCUGGUGAUGCAGGCAGCGCAUAUCAUAGCAGCGCCGACGAAACACCCGCCUAUGCGGUGGGCCAUAAGGGAUUGGGACAUUUUAGCUUCAGCGCCAGCAAACCGCAUGCUUUGAAUACCAAUUUUAUCUCUUCCGGCAGUUCCGGUCACAGCGAACACAGUGGAAGAGCACCAUUUAAGCCAUCCACCCUUUUGGGCACCACUUAUGAGGUCUCCGGUCCGGCUGCUCAAUAUUUGCCACCUACCUCACCUGGUUACGAGUAUCAAUCGCAUUCUGUGCUACAAGGCGGCACAGCUAGCGGUGCAGCCGGGCAUAUAAAUGAACCGGAUUCGGCAUACUUGCCACCAGUUUCAACAUCUGGCGGUAGCUAUUUGCCUCCUCAACAUUAAAGAGCGCGUCCAUCUCCAACAGCAAGUUUGGCGCACGGUGUUCGAGGCUUACAUCACUACUAACUUUUUAUCGCUGCUUCUUAUUUAUUGACAGCUU
Molecule: messenger RNA, 1531 nt
Organism: Bactrocera tryoni
Lineage: Eukaryota; Metazoa; Arthropoda; Insecta; Diptera; Tephritidae
Product: hornerin
Exons: 2
Coding region: 1-1434 (477 amino acids)
Source: RefSeq, a predicted model, not a curated record